UUGGACAUGGAUCAAAACCCAGUUGUUAAGCGGCUAUACGUUGGAGGACUUGACCAUACAGUUUCUGAAGCUGAACUGCAGGAAAGAUUUUGCAAGUUUGGAAAUGUUACAGACACAGAAAUUGUUACCCGGAAAGAUGAAAAAGGGAAGCCUACAAAAACAUUUGCAUAUAUCAGCAUCACCCUUUCAGAAAAAGAACUUAGAAAAUGUAUAUCUGUUCUAAACAAGGCAAAAUGGAAAGGUGGAACACUGCAAAUAGAAUUGGCCAAAGAAUGUUUUUUGCACAGAUUGGCACGGGAGCGUCAAGAGGCAAGCAUGACGAAAGAAAAUACAAGUUGUAAUGGCAUGAGAAACAUUCUAGAAUCUAUGAAGAAAUCUGGAGUUGUAGAUUUUCAUGUAAAAGCAGUACCAGGAACAGAAAUACCAGAUCAUAAGGACUGGGUUGUUGGCAAGUUUGGAAGAGUUUUGCCUGUCCUCCACAUGAAAGCUCAACACACAAACAAGAUUAUGAAAUAUGACCCUUCCAAAUACUGUCACAACCUUAAAAAAUUGGAUUCAGACCUGAAUGAAACCGUUCCAGUUUCCCAACUCACUUGGCAUUUAGAAGAAGAUGAUAAUAUCAUGAGCAAGAAACAGCAAGGACAAUUUCCUGUUUAUAAAAAGCCGCUUAAAAAGAAAAUGAGAGUACAGGACUGUGGUACUUUAAGUACUACAGAACUGAAAUCAUGUUGCCAGUUUUCAUCAAAAACAACAAAUGUACACAAGACAGAACUAGUUCAAAAUCGCACUCCUAUUGCAAAGCAAUACAAAGAACCUGUGGAUCAGAAGUUUGAAACUGGAUUGUGCAGGAAAAGCAGCCUAUCUGAAAGCGAUAUUGAUACUGAUGACGAAAUUAGAGCCAUAGUAGCAAAAGAAAAAAAAGUGCAGAGAGUUAACCCUAAUAUUCAGCCUGAAGAUGACAGUAUGGAAGUUGUUGGAGAAAAUUUUGAAAUGAAGUAUAAUACUCACUGGGCUUUACAGAAAGCACAUGGUAUGAAGAAAGUAUGCAAUGGAAUGCUAAGGAGCACUGAAGGCAAAUCUGAUUAUGAUUCAGCUGACACUGAUGAAAUUAUAGCUGUGACUCAAACAUCAAAUCAAAGAAAGAGAGGAAAGAAAGCUCUGAAUGGAUCUAAGGCCACAAAAGAGAAAGAUAGAAGGCUUAAGAAGGGCAUUUUGUCAGUUUGUCAUUUGAACGGGUCAACAUCUGACAAACUGAAAGUGGAGAAAACAGCAACACUGAAAAAACCAAAUUCUGAGGUUGUACCUGAACAGAGCAGAGAUGCCAAUAAGUGCAAAUUGGAGAGCAAUUAUUUGUAUUUUGCCACAAGCGAAUCUGAAGGGGGUGAAGAUUAUGAAACCAUGACGAAAAACUGUUACCAACUAGAUCUUACAUUAGAAGAUUUAGAACGAUUAGCAGGCGAAAAUGCUGAGUCUACAGAUGACGAUACAAGAGGUAAUCACACUGACACUGAAGCUAAAAUGAAUGAAUUUUCAGUUAGUAAUACCAAAAUUAUUUCAAGAGUACACACAGGUUCCUCUACUGCCAAAAAAUGUGUUUGCCCAAAAGAAAUUAUUGCUGCUAUUUUAAAAGAAGAAAGUGCUGAUGAAAAAAAUCCAAAGAAAGAAAACUCUCCAUUGAAAGUUCAGCCUUUUAGAGGAAUAGGGUCACUAAGCAAGAUUGAAACCAUAAAGAAGCCGAAUAAGGGUGAGUUGGAUGCACAUAAAAGCUGUGAUUCUUCUGACCUUACUUGUAUGGACACUUUGAAGGGUGCAUCAGAUCCCCAGUUCUCGGACUCUGCAGCUAAAAAACCUAACUGUAAAUUACUGUCAUUAAAAAAAAGGAAAUCUGACUCUCACAGAGGAAAAUGCAGAGCAAAAACAGGUGAAAAUUCUGACUGCAGUACACUCAACACAGAAAAUAGUAAAGCUGACAACAGUAACGGGAGUGUUCUAACAGAAACAAAGGUCUCAACAAAUCUGAAAUCUUUUCCCAAGAGAGCACCGAUAGAAAUUAGUUGUGAAGGUUCAGAUUUAAGUGAGAACCUGAAGAAUAUCCCUCCGAAAAGCAGAGAGACCCUUCUGGGUUCUGUCACAUCUGCAUUAGAAAAACAACAGCAGGAUAAUGAAAAACGGCUGGCAGCUCUGCAAAAGAAGCAAAAACUGAGAGAACAGCAGAAAAGACUUAUUCAGGGAGCUCUUGCCCAUCUGGAAAUCAUAUCAACGAAUAAACAGAAGCACAUAGUGUUUGAUUCGGAUGGUGAAAGUGAAGGUGAAGUUCCAGUGAGCACUGAAGAAGGGCCAGGAAGAAAGCUGCUGGGGAAAGAUUUCAUCACUAAAACCUCUGGAAAGCUAUUUGAAAGCAGUGAGGAUGAGCCAGAUAUAGCAGAAGAAGAUGAGGACAGAUUCAAAAUAAAACCUCAGUUUGAGGGUAAAGCUGGUGAGAAGCUCAUGCAGUUACAGUCACGAUUUGGCACAGAUGAAAGGUUUCGUAUGGAUCCUCGCUUCCUUGAAAGUGACAGUGAAAGUGAACAAGAAGAUGAAUUAAAGAAACUGGAGAUAGAUGAAGAGGAUGAGCUUGCCUUAGAGAAAAAGAAGAAUCUUGAGAUCUUGAAAAAUCUUCUACAUAUUAAUGUAGAACAUCCCAAACCUAACAAGCAGGCUGCAAAUGCUAAGAAAUUCAAGGAUAUUAACACCCUACGCUAUGAUCCUACAAGGCAGGACCAUGCAGUAUUUGAAAGAAAACGAGAAAAUACUGAAAAAGAAAGUAAAGCGAAGAAGAAGAAGAAGAGGGAGGAAGCCCAGAAGCUGCCUGAGGUGUCUAAAGAAAUGUUUUAUGAUGUUGCUGUGAACUUGAGAGAAGUACUUGAAUCUACUAAAUGUGAUGCAAGGCCAGAAAUAAUACCCUGGGAUAAACAUGAUAAUGCAGAAGACACAAUUGCAGCUGAGGUAGGGCCAUUAAACAAAGAUAGAAGUAGCAAGCAAGAAGAAACUAGUGGCUUCACGUUUUCAUUUUUUGGUGCUGAAGAGGAGACAUCACCUAUGAAAGAAGAACCCUAUCUAAUUGAGGCAAUAAAACCUUCAAAGGUUGCUUGGCAAGAAGAUCCACGUUUCCAGGAUAGUAGUUCAGAAGACGAUGAUGAACAAGAAGUGGAUGAAAAAGAAUAUGUUAAAGAAAUGUCUCCAGCUGCACCACAGUCAAACGUUAGAUUUUUCUUCUUCUCCCAAGAAGAUGAUAGAUUAAAAGAGGGUCCAAAACUUUUCUGCCGAUCGUCCAAACUUAUUGAAGACAGAGAUGAUUGGGAAAGCAGGCGUCAGAUGUUACUUGAGGAUUGUCGGAAGAAACAUAAAGAUGCAAGAAGAAAAGUCAAAGCAAAACACUGAAUGUGGCAGACAGGUGAACCAGUGAUGUCUCAAAAAGCUUGGAGAUAUCAGUUCUGAAUGCAAACAGUUAAGGAGUCCACAGGAGACUUGCACAGGAUUUGAAAAUAAAAAGUUGAACUGCACAUACAGCAUUUGUGUAAAACUAAAUAGGUCUGAGUUGGUGAAGCUUUUAAGGUUUAUCUCUGUUUUAUGUUAUACACUUGUUUACCAUAGAUUAUAGGGUACUGGCAAAUCCUUGAACUAGAACAGCAUCUACUUUGAAUAUUGGCUGCAGUUGACAUCUUUUCAGGGUGGAGCUAAACAUUUUAGCGUCCAUGUAGCAUACUCGGACAGGGAGUAACUUCUGAUAGCACGCAUGCAUACAGGUGCUAUUGCAUCAGAUAGUACCCUUUGGAGAUGCUGGACAUGAGAUUUGAUACAUGGUUUGGUAUAUAGCUACCUUGGUCAAUUAAAAUUAGGAACAUAUAAUAUUGGACAUCCUAUAAAUGUAGGACCAUUCCAAGAGUUGAGGUAAUGAGGGGAGGAAGGGCCAGUGAUCAGGGAAACAGCCAGAAUGAACAGAACACCAGGACAAGCAGUAAGGAAUAUUGACUCUUUUUUUAAUGGGAGUUUUGAAUUCCAGCUCCCAGCUGUGAAGAACAGAUUUAAGACAACAGUCUCAAUACCAGUCUCAAAUCCAGUAAAGUGCUUUAAAGGAGAUGUGUGGAUAUAGU
Molecule: messenger RNA, 4133 nt
Organism: Gekko japonicus
Lineage: Eukaryota; Metazoa; Chordata; Lepidosauria; Squamata; Gekkonidae
Gene: NOL8
Product: nucleolar protein 8
Exons: 16
Molecular function (GO): RNA binding
Source: RefSeq, a predicted model, not a curated record